Molecule: messenger RNA, 4521 nt
Organism: Zingiber officinale
Lineage: Eukaryota; Viridiplantae; Streptophyta; Magnoliopsida; Zingiberales; Zingiberaceae
Exons: 22
Coding region: 239-4177 (1312 amino acids)
Source: RefSeq, a predicted model, not a curated record
UACAAUUCAUUCCUUUCCCAUUCCUUAUUUAUCAAACCCUCCAAACAAGCAGCCCCUCACUACGCUCUCUUCUUCGUCUUCUUCCUUCCGCCUGCCCUAUUUUCCGUCGCUCCGCGUCCGAAAUCCUCGCCUUCGGCCAUUUGUCUUUACUUUCUACUUUCUCGCCGUAUUGGGAGAGUUUCGUGUUCACGUACUCUGCGAUCUCGAACUUUGUCCGUGAUCGGCGGCCGUGGUGGCCAUGUUCACCGAAGGGCUCGACCCGCACGCUCUCCGAUGGGUUCGCGAGGGCCAUGCUUCGGCGACAAGUGUGCAUCCGCGGAUGGAUCAGUUCGGCAACUUCCGAGACGGUGGAAGAGGGCUUGGGAUACCCCCACCGGAGAAAUUUCGGAGUGGUCACCUUCCGCUCGGCAGCAUUCCUAUGUCUCACGCUAUCCCGACUAGGGUAGAUAGUCAGUCGGGUUCUGACAUGGAUGAAACCUCCGAUGCUGAAGCAGAGAUCUAUGGGAUGCGCCAUUCUGUUGAUUCGUCUCCAGUGGAUGAGGUCUCUGGUAGGAGAGUCCCCAUCGGAACAUUCCGUCCUUCUGCCUUUAGCAACCGGUCUACAGGUCUUGGUUCUACACAGAAUUACUACUCUAGUGAUGGGUACUCAGACAUCAGCUCGUCAGUAGACACCACUAGGAAGCAGCCACAGCAGACAAGGAAGCUAGUUCAGUCAGAGUACAUGAAAGAGGAGGAUGAGGAAGACGGACUUUCAGACUCUGGUCGGAGCUCAGAGUUUUCCAGUCAGGUAGAAAGGCACAAUACUGGCGCUACUGCUCCUUUGAGAAGUGGCUAUGUUUCUGAGAGCUAUUCCUGCAAUGUGCCCCAGAGACCAAUUGCAAUUGAAAAUGCUAAUGCUGGGAAAGUUGGUAGGCAUUCAAAAUUCAACUACACUCACAAUGCUCCCUCCAUUGAGGGGGUUAGUGUUAAUGUGUCUUCUGAUAAGCUUGAUCCAUCCCCACGGACUGUUUAUCAUUCAAAGGGCUAUUCAAAACACGUUCCAUUGGUGGUGGAUCCUACAGAAAAGGCUGGUCUUUCUGACUAUCCAAGUGCUCCUCCUAUUCAUGGAUAUGACAAGGAUAUAGCUGAUGAUGCUUCAGAGCAAAUUGCUGGUGUGAGAUCUCCUGCUAAAUCAAAUGGCUCAAUUUUCAUGCGAGAGUCGAUGUUCCCUGCCAAUGCUAGAACCAAUCAGUCUGAGACAACCACCAGCUUACCACAAAGGAACUGUCCCAAUACUGAAGCUGCUAGAUCCUCUAGUUUGUUGCCAGCUCGUCUUCCAACUUUUCAUGCAAGUGCUCAAGGUCCCUGGUUUUCUGUAAUUGCUUAUGAUGCUUGUGUUCGGCUAUGCCUUCACUCAUGGGCUAGAGGUUGCAUGGAAGCUCCCAUUUUCUUGGACAAUGAAUGUGCUCUUCUACGAGAUGCAUUUAGUGUGCGCAAAGUUUUAUUACAAUCGGAGGAGGAACUUCUAGCAAAAAGAUCAUCGGAGCUUGUUUGUGAAGGUGCUGGUCCAAAGCCUAAAAAGAUCGUAGGCAAGAUGAAGGUCCAAGUUCGCAAGGUUAGAAUGGCGCUAGAUAUUCCCUCUGGAUGCAGUUUUUCAUCAUUGAGACAACCAAUGGUAAAUCUGGAGUCACUUAGGCUCCGUAUGUUGAAUCUGCAAUCAACUCUCUCAUCAGGAUGGGAAUCACUUCGCAAAGUUCGUGUUAUGCCCAAUCUACCAGCAAAUAGUUCGUUCUCAAGGCACAGUUUGGCUUACAUGCAUGCUAGUGCUCAGUAUAUCAAACAAGUAUCUGGAUUGCUUAAAAUUGGAGUUGGUACUCUGCGUAGUAGUAGUUCAUCAUAUGAAGUAACGCAAGAGACAUACACUUGUCAGUUAAAAAUAAAAAGUUCACCUGAAGAUGAUCAUAUUAGGAUGCAGCCUGGAUCCGGUGAAACACAUGUCUUCUUUCCUGAUAGCUUAGGCGAUGAUUUGAUCAUUGAUGUCUAUGAUUCCAAAGCCAAAUCUUGUGGUCGAGUAGUAGUACAAGUGGCCUGUAUUGCAGAUGAUCCUGUACAUGAUACUGUUCUUGUUCAUUUUAUCAGUUUUAACAUGAUUGUCAUACUGAACCUUGAAUUUUGUUUCAUGCAGAAUGAUAAACUUCGAUGGUGGCCUAUCUAUCAUGAACCAGAGCAUGAGCUUGUUGGGCGAGUACAACUAUACAUAAGUUACACAACUAAUCCUGAUGAAAACAAUGGCUUGAAGUGUGGUUCUGUUGCAGAAACAGUCGCAUAUGAUGUUGUCCUUGAAGUUGCAAUGAAAGUCCAACAUUUCCAGCAAAGGAGUUUACUGUUGCAUGGAUCGUGGAAAUGGUUACUGACAGAAUUUGCCUCCUACUAUGGGGUUUCAGAUUCUUACACAAAAUUAAGGUACCUUUCUUAUAUUAUGGAUGUAGCAACUCCUACAGCUGACUGCCUCACGUUGGUUCAUGAUCUUCUGCUACCUGUAAUUUUGAAGAGUCGCAAUAAGAACUCACUAAGCCAUCAAGAGAAUCGCAUUCUAGGUGAAAUUGAGGAGCAGAUUGAACAAAUUCUUGCCAUUGUAUUUGAGAAUUACAAGUCCCUUGAUGAAUCCUUACCCUCUGGAAUAUCAGAAGUUUUUAGGCACACCACUGGAUCUCCUGCACUUGCAUUGGUACCUGCAAUGAAACUAUUCACUCUUCUUCAUGAUAUCCUAACUCCAGAGGCUCAGCUGAAACUAUGCAGUCAUUUUCAGAUUGCUGCUAAGAAGCGCUCAAGAAGACACUUGCUUGAGACUGAUGAGUAUGUAGCAAACAACAGUGAAGCAAAUAGGAUGGAUGCUGUUGGUUUUGCUAAUGCUUAUCAGAAAAUGAGGACACUGUGCUUCAACAUACGGAAUGAAAUUUUUACUGACAUUGAAAUUCAUAAUCAGCAUGUGCUUCCAAGCUUUUUAGAUCUACCAAAUCUAUCUGCAUCCAUUUAUUCUGUUGAGCUCUCUACUAGACUGCGGUCCUUGCUUGUUACUUGUCCACCCGGUGGCCCUUCACAACCCGUGGCAGACCUUGUAAUUGCUACUGCAGACUUCCAGAAAGACUUAACAAGCUGGAAUAUCUGUCCUGUCAAAGGAGGUGUUGAUGCAAAGGAGUUAUUCCACUUGUAUAUUAUCUUAUGGAUUCAGGAUAAGCGCCUUGCAUUACUUGAGUCCUGCAAAUUAGAUAAGGUAAAAUGGUCCGGUGUUCGGACGCAGCAUAUGACCACUCCUUUUGUGGAUGACAUGUAUGAUCGAUUGAAAGACACACUGAUUGAGUAUGAUGUUAUUAUUUGUCGCUGGCCAGAGUAUACUUUUGUUCUUGAAAAUGCUAUUGCAGAUAUUGAGAAGGCAGUAAUUGAAGCGUUGGAAAAGCAGUAUGCAGAUGUUUUGGCUCCAUUGAAGGAGAGUUUGACCCCUAUCAAAUUUGGCCUGAAAUAUGUUCAGAAAUUUGCUAAAAGAAAUUCAGGCCUCCCAUAUUCUGUCCCUGAUGAUUUAGGAAUUCUGUUAAAUACCAUGAAAAGAUUACUUGAAGUCUUGCGACCCAAGAUAGAACUGCAGUUGAAAUCUUGGGGUUCUUGUAUACCUGAUGGUGGGAAUGCAGCUCCUGGUGAACGGCUUAGUGAAGUAACUGUGACGUUGAGAGCCAAGUUUAGAAAUUAUCAACAGGCAGUAGUUGAAAAACUUGUGGAGAAUACUCGGGCACAAAGCACCACAAAACUCAAGAAGAUCAUUCAAGAUUCAAAAGAUUCUGCAAUGGAAUCCGAUAUCCGUAGUAGAAUGCAACCCUUGAGGGACCUUCUGAUUCAGACUAUUAAUGAGCUCCAUAAAGUAUUUGAGGUGCACGUUUUUGUAGCAGUGUGCCGAGGCUUUUGGAAUAGGAUGGGCCAGGACGUUCUCAAAUUCCUGGAGAACCGAAGGGAAAAUAGGGCAUUAUAUAAAGGUGCACGAGUAACAAUUGCAGUUCUGGAUGAUACGUUUGCAUCACAGAUGCAACAAUUACUCGGCAAUGUUCUCCAAGAGAAGGAAUUGGAGCCUCCCAGAUCCAUUAUGGAGGUGCGUUCCGUGCUCUGCAAGGAUGCACCAGUUCAGAAGGAUUCAAGCUUUUACUAUUAGGCUGUAUAUAUCCGGCAACUAUAGCGAGCAAGUUGUAACUUUUCCGAGUAUUCUCAAGCAAAUGUCAGCAGAAAAGCACCGAGUUUUGAAUAACUUAAAGCCUUACAGUUAGAUUGUUUAUAUAUACAUAGCACAAACACAUCAAGAAAGCUCCAAGGAGGCUAUGAUCUACUUCGAACUCUGUAUCAGGUUUCUUAGGGAGAAAAGAAACGAAGAGAUUCUAGUAGAUUGUAUCAGUAGGCGGCUAAGUCGCCAUGAUAGUUUUCUAGUUCUCUAACGGUCCUACAAUCCGCUCGAGUAUUCCAUCUUAUUCAUUCGUAAUUAUAGUGCAUAUCGUCGACUAU